AUGGACGCAUAUCGUAAUAGCUCGGCUUCAACCUCAACAAACUAUUCAAAACACCAAACCGUCGUUAACGUCACUACCACAACCACUACUGCCGCCGCCGCCCCUUCGCCAAAGUUUCAACGACGCAGUGGGCCCCUCAUACCUAAAACAGAACAAAUUAGAAAGCUUGUCAAACAAAUUUUGAGUAAAUUAAAGAAGUGCAAAAAACCACCAAGUGUAUUCACGACUCUGCCUGAGUAUUAUAAGAAUACGGAAAGAGGCAAGAAUGCUAAUAGUAAUUUGGUGUCGUUAUUGGGUUCGAGUGUAGGUACCUUAGGAGGGGGUGAAGAAAUAAUUAUGGACGAACAUAACGUAUAUUCCACUGAUGAGAUUUGUGAUUUAUUGAUUGAAUUACGUGAUGUGUUGGUUGUUUGCAAAUUAAACGGGAUUACUUUUGGAGAUAAAGUUACGGUAUUUCCAUCUCCACCAGAUUCACCAUAUUCUUCUCGAGAACCAUCUCCAACGCGUUCUCGCUCCCCCUCACCGACAAGAUCCGCAUCCUCUGACGCUGCAAUUCUCGAUCGAAUAAUUCAAGUACUAGGCGACAUAGUUCAAAACGACUGUCGAUACAAGAUCUCGAUGCCCAGACCACUUCGACCCCCGAAUUCAUUACAAAUAAUAGCUUUGGACGUGGCAUUUCUAUUAAUUGAUCAGAAUCCGUAUUCUCCUCGUUGGCUUUACGAGCUGGGUAUGACAAUGUUAUCGGCUUUUAUUUUUUUCGAGGAUAAAUUAAAAGGAAAAUUGCUAAGUUUUUAUGGAAGGACGUUGUUGCCGCAGUUGAUGGCUUGUGGUGGAACGGCGAAAAAUAAUUUUUGGGUGGAAUCUGGCGCUGAGCUAAAUAACGCUAAUAAUAGUAACCUUGGAUCGAAUCGAGAAAAUCGCGGACGAAUUGCUGAACAUAAAGAAAAGAAUUUGAUAAAAGAACACGAAAAUACAGGGCAUAUAAAUAUCACAAUUCAGGAUUCUAGUAAAGACGGCUACGAUCCGCCUCCUCCCGUGUCGAUAGAGAUUCAUUCACCAAUAGACACAGACACACAAAAUCAAAAUCGAUUUCAGCAACAAUCACAAUCGCAACAUCAAAUGAUGUCAAUAGC
Messenger RNA from Ambispora leptoticha, 1133 nucleotides. NCBI's taxonomy places the organism in Eukaryota, Fungi, Glomeromycota, Glomeromycetes, Archaeosporales, Ambisporaceae. The record is from the annotation of a GenBank genome assembly.